UUUCUUUCCUGCUGCCUCUUGACUGUAUUUCACAGAUGAGAUUAGAGAGCGCCAGGAGGGAAUAUUUAGUGUUGUGCCUUACUGACAAGCCCUUUACUCAUCCGAGUCAAUUUGAAUCGGUUUUGGUCGAGAGUAGUCAGGAGUAGUCAGGUGUCCCAGUCGAAACAAGUUAUUUUUUAAGUUAACAUCACUUCUCCUUUUGUCAGGUGCUACUCCUUUUUAUUAAAAGACAUAAUCGUAUACUCUUCGGGAACAGUUUUCACUCUUAUCAUGUGAGCUGAGUUUUGGAAACUUGAGAAUCUGACAAAAAAUCGAGAAUAGCUCACGGACUCUUACGUGCGAAACGGUGCUGAAAAAAAUUGGGAAUUGGUACUUCAUUGGCGUGCUGAGGAAAUAAGGCACUGCGUAAAACACAGUUUUGGAAACAUUCAAUACUGAAUCCUGAGAUGUCAGGGAACAUGGCACAGCAGUGGAGAUUUGAAGACUUUGUUGUGAUCCUGAUGUGGAUGUUGUUUCUAACAGUCAUUGAAGGAGUCAGAUCGGACUCUCUCAAACAGUCCGACUCAUUCUGUGUAUUUCAAGAGAAGAAAUACAAAGUAGGAGAGAGAUGGCACCCUUAUUUGGAGCCUUAUGGAUUUGUGUACUGUAUUAACUGUCUUUGCGCUGAGAGUGGCAAUGUGCUGUGUAAUCGUGUGAAAUGCCCACCUCUUCAGUGUGCAAGUCCAGUGCCAGUUCCUCAACAAUGCUGUCACCGAUGCCCUGAAGCUUCUCCAGCUCCACUGGUGACCAAAGUGAGUGGGAAGCCCUGUGACUACAAUGGAGUGACCUACCAGCAUGGGGAGGUCUUUGUGGCUGAGGGUCUGUUCCCAAAUCGGCAGGCCAACCAGUGCUCGCAGUGUAGCUGUUCGGAAGGCAAUGUGUACUGCAGGCUCAGGACCUGCCCAAAGCUGACCUGUUCUCUCCCCAUCUCUGUUCCUGACUCCUGCUGCCCAGUUUGUAAAGGUGAUGGGGAUUCCUCAUGGGACCAGUCUGAUGGAGAUGCAUUUCGACAACCAGCAAACAGAGAAGCAAGGCACUCCUAUCACCGUCCUCAGUAUGAACUGCUGCCUGUGAAGUCCCUGUCCAAUCUGCCUCGCCUGCCUAGCUUCAGGGCUCACAGGGGGCUGAUGUCAGACACCCAGCAGACAUCUGGAACUAUUGUUCAGAUUGUCAUCAACAACAAAAACAAGCACAACAGAGUGUGUGUUUCCAAUGGGAAGACAUACUCUCAUGGAGAAUCUUGGCACCCGGUCCUACGGUCCUUUGGUGUCAUGGAGUGUGUCCUGUGUACCUGUAAUGUAACAAGACAGGAGUGCAGAAAACUUCACUGCCCAGACCUGUAUCCCUGCAAAUACCCCCAAAAGAUUGAUGGCAAGUGCUGCAAGGUUUGUCAAGAUGAUGAGAUCACACUCAAGAGAGAUGAAAGCAAUGAGUAUUUCUGUGGUGAAGAGACCCUUCCAGUGUAUGAAGCUUUGGUAACUGAGGAAGGAAGUACCAUGAGAAAAAUUGCACUGGAGACAGAGCAGCCACCUGAGGUAGAACUACAUAUAUGGACAAUUGUUAAAGGUCUUCUGCAUAAUUUUCACAUUGAGAAGAUUUCAAAAAAAGAUUUCCACAAACAGAGUGACUUCAAGCCCUUGACGAAGACCACACAAAGCCGCUGGAAGAUUUUCCGUGAAGGGGAGGCUCAGAUCAGUCAGAUGUGCACCUUGCGUACCUGCCGGACUGAACUAGAGGACCUGGUGAAGGUCUUGUUCCUGGACAAGCCAGAGAAAGGACACUGCUAAGAGUGGAAACCUCAGCUCCCACAGACGCAGAGCGUCAGCAGUAGUGACAGAUCCCUGCUAUUGGCUGGACUGUGUGGCUUGUUGAGGACUUGUACAGAGCCUGUAACCAAAUAAAGGUAACAAAAAAUGUUAUUUGAAGUGCAUGACAAAUGGAGAUUCAUAGAAAACGGAACUUGAUUGUGCCCUGUAUUUGAACACUUUUGCUUUUGUUUUCAUGCAAAGGUAUUUUGAACUCUCCAGCUGCUGAAGACAUUUUUAGUUACAGUCAUCAGUUCCGUACAUAGUCAUGUAAAAGCACCACUUGCUUAUGUAGUUAAAGUGUCUUUCCAAUUCAGGAAGAAAUGAUUUCAUUUGUAAGCUUUAUUAUUCUAAUUGAAACUGAAAAGAUAAAUGUCAUCUUGCCAGCAUUCUCAAAACCAGUUUAGAAAUACGUAUAGAUGGAAAAGAAUGAGAGAUAAGUAUUACUGCUCAGCUCUUGAUCCUGCAUGUAUGAUACUACCCUGCAUUUUGGGUAGUGAGGAAACGUUAAAAUGUUGAUUAUAACCCAUUACUGAUUCACAAAGCCAGUUGAUUUCAAAGUACAGUAGAUCUAAAUGUUUUCAGCAAGUGGAAGAUACUUUAAAACUAAGUCUUCAGAAGUUAUCACCUGAAAAAAUAUUGUUACUUAGCAUCAGUAUGAUGAUGUACAGAUAGCAAAAUGUUUGUGUUUUUACAGCAUGGUCAUCUUUAACAUUGAUAAAAUGCCUUGUUACUCUCAUUACAUUUCAUAAAAAUCUAAAUAACCCAAGAAUGGUAUCUGGUUAGAGAAGACUGUCAUAGAUGUGGUUCAGCAAUCCGUCCCAGGUUUGUUGUUAGACCCUAUGCAAGGCGGUAGAAUCUGGACAGAGACAGGAGUCGGACUUCAGGGAAGACACACAAGGGUUUAUUAGUGAUGUUAGUGAAUAGUGACAGUACGUGAACAGGUGCACAAGGAAAUAAUCAAAGGCAACCAAGUCCAGGCAGGUCCACAGGAAGGUCAGAGCAUAGUCCAAAACCCCGAUAUCCAGAGAUCCAUCCUGAGACAAGAACAAGGCUAAAAUCCCCGGGAAGGGGGAACACAAACACAGAACAUUGAGGGAUCAUGGGGUGACAUCCUCCAGACCCCGGGCUCAGAGAUCAGGGAUGUCGGGGAUGAGGCCUAUGCCCUCAGGCAAGCCAUAGCCUGGUAGUAGGUGGGCCUCUAGACAUCCACAGUUUAUUGCUGAGCCCUGAGCCCUGGAGGCACUGGGGUUAUAUAGGGAAAAACAAACAAGACACACCAGGAGAACAUACAAACAAUCACAGAAUUAAUUACAAGAGAGUAGUGGAGGGCCCUUCUAGAGGAGGGAUGUCAACCAUAAUAGAGACUAUUGGACUAAUCCAGUUUAUUUAGGCAUCCCACAACCCUUUGUGUAAAAUAAAUGUAUGUUGUUCCUAGUUUUAAACUUACCUCAUCACUAUUUCCUUUUUGAUUCCUCUGGUCAGUGUUUCACCCUGAAACAAUCUAUUCUCUUGACUUUUUCUGUGUUUUAUAGACUGUUAAACAUCUGCAUCAUGUUCUUUUGUCAUCUUCUUCAUUCAGAACGAAAUAAUUUGUUUAUUUUCAUUAAUAACCUCUGUGUAAAUCAUUUUGAUUCCAGAAAUGAAGAGACUCAGUCAUCUUUGGAUCUAUUCCAAAGAAGCAGUAAUAUGUACAGUAUAAUGUGGCAAUUAAAAUCAAAUACAUUUUAGGUAAGGUAUUACUAAUGAAUUGAUUACUUUACUUUACAUAACAUUAAAUCUAGCAAUCUCUUUCAUGUUCUUUCCCAAACUGAUGUACAGUAUAGGGGAUAGUGAGGAGUCAACAUAAACACCCGAAUCCACUUCACAGAUUCUUCAGUACGCCCCCUGUUACAUUUAUAAUAGAGGCUUAUGACACCUUCUGUUGCAUUCAUUUUAGCUUUCCAUUGUCACCCUGGUCCUCAGUAGCUUUUAUUUUGUAACUCCCUGUUUUUUUCAGCCUUUGCUCUACAGUGGUUGCUCUACAGACACCCCUUUUAUUCAUCGGAUACCUGUUUGCUGGCUGUACCAUGAUCUACAGUAGAUCAUUAAUAUAAAUCAGAAACUGGACCUGAAACCCUAAAAUGGGGGCAUAUUGAUUUUUCUAGAAUUGGCAAAAUGAUGUGGGACAAAAUACUAGAAAAAUGCAGUCAAUAUUGGACACAUUUGGAAAGUAUGGGAAAAAUAAUAACAAAAAUAAACUUUUUAAUAAUAAUCCACAAGUAGACUUAAUGUUUUCUUGAAUAACAAUAGCCUCUUUUAUUUUGCUGGGCUUUGAUGCUUUAAUAGUAAGUAGGCUGUAUUGUAAUUUUUGUUUUUGUAUCUAAGAGUGAGCUGAACUUGCCACUGUUUCUUUGUUUCUCUUGGCAGAGCAAUGAUAUAACACAAAACAAUGGAAUUACAGCAAAUAAUGUAAUAAUGCUUUUUUAUUGCAUCCAUUAGCAGGUCUCUUAUUUGUGCAGAAUACUUUAUUUAAAUUGUGAUUUAGUGCUGCUUAAUAAGCAAGGGCAUAUGAGUAUACUGGUGAAACUGUCCGAUUGCAUUCCAGACACAUAGCAUGUGGCUGUUCUACUAAAUUGGUAUCUUAAUCCUUUGCUGAAGAGUAUAAAAGUCAGACUAUGGUGCACUAAGCUUUUACUGUUUCUGGGUUGUUGUUUUUUUUGCUACAAAAAGUGUCCCAUAUUUACUAAAGCUACAAAAGCAUUGUACUGGAUUACAGGUGAAGGAUCCAAUGUUACAUAUGCUGUAAAUAAAAGAUCUUUAAUGAGUAAAGCAUUUAGCCAGGGAAAAUAUCUAUGCAGCCAUUAAAGGCAAACCAAAGCAUGACUGUAGUUUGUAAAUGUUUUAUUUUUGUCAUUGUUACCUUUCUAGGGCAUGCUGUGUUUUGCAUCAAUGAUGUAUUUUUAAAUUAUCCUUCUAAUAUUCUGUACUUCUGUUGUUUGAUUUUUUAUGUUAAAUGGAAAAG
Molecule: messenger RNA, 4848 nt
Organism: Lepisosteus oculatus (spotted gar)
Lineage: Eukaryota; Metazoa; Chordata; Actinopteri; Semionotiformes; Lepisosteidae
Product: chordin-like protein 1
Biological process (GO): negative regulation of BMP signaling pathway; cell differentiation
Molecular function (GO): BMP binding
Source: RefSeq, a predicted model, not a curated record